Messenger RNA from Neltuma alba, 968 nucleotides. Its product is annotated as probable calcium-binding protein CML43. The record is from RefSeq and is a predicted model, not a curated record. The transcript has a single exon. The coding region runs from base 80 to 640 and encodes 186 amino acids. NCBI's taxonomy places the organism in Eukaryota, Viridiplantae, Streptophyta, Magnoliopsida, Fabales, Fabaceae. Gene Ontology annotation, molecular function: calcium ion binding.
GCUGCUUGCAUCACACCGUAAUUCGAUUCUUGGCUUUCAUUCCUUUCAGUUGAAUUCUGUUCUUGGAGCACUGCCACAAAUGGGGAUAACAGAAGCAUGCUCCAGGAUCAUUGGAGACUUUUUACAAUCUUUUAGACGUUCACAACAAGGCUCAAAUCCUCAAGCUGAUCACAAUAGUUCUCGCUGCUGCAAGCCCCAGAAUGUGCUCAAACUUGAUGACAAGAUGGUCAGUGCUCUUAUCACUGUCUUUGGCAUGCAAAACGACGGAAGGAUCAAGAAGGAAAACGCACGGCAAGUGGUAGAGAAGCUGGGUUUGCUAUAUGGUUCAGAGGAAGAGAAGCCAUCUGGGUUUGAGCUUCCUUGCCAUGGAGGCUUAGAAGAUGAAGAGGUUCCUGUAGAAGAAGUGCUCAAUGGAUUGGAAGAUAUGUCGAAGCGUAGCGAGCUAUUACACGAGGCCUUCAAAAUCUUUGAUGAAGAUGGAGAUGGAUACAUAGAUGCAAUGGAGUUGAAGAGGGUUCUGGAUUGCUUGGGUUUGGAUAAAGGUUGGGACAUGAGUGCCAUUGAGAAAAUGGUGAAUGUUGUAGAUUUGAACUUUGAUGGUAAGGUUGAUUUCGGUGAGUUUGAGUUAAUGAUGGGGUAGUAGCAGUUUAUUCAUUUUGCUUCUAGGAAUAAAAUUAUUAAUCAUCAGCCAAUUGUAUAUUACUUCUUUCACGGUUCUCUGAAUGAAAAUCUGGAGAUGGAUUGAUUAUUACUUUCCUGUUGAUUGAUCUGUUCACUUAUGGCCUGCCAGAAAACCCCAUUUUGUUCAUUCAUCAUUUAUAGUUUCUUAUUCCCUAGAAUUCCCACAUUUAAGCUGUACAAGAAGGGGGGUAAUUAUGAAACGCAAAGUAAGUACUUUCAAUUUAUACAGAAUAAAAUACAGCAUUAACCAUACUAUUUCAAUGGACAUAGAGAUUGGGGGGGGGGGG